Molecule: messenger RNA, 414 nt
Organism: Trypanosoma theileri
Lineage: Eukaryota; Euglenozoa; Kinetoplastea; Trypanosomatida; Trypanosomatidae
Product: putative ATP-binding cassette transporter ABCA1
Exons: 1
Coding region: 1-414 (137 amino acids)
Biological process (GO): transmembrane transport; lipid transport
Cellular component (GO): membrane; intracellular membrane-bounded organelle
Molecular function (GO): lipid carrier activity; ABC-type transporter activity
Source: RefSeq, a predicted model, not a curated record
AUGAUCAAGAGGAUCGCCGACAACUGCUCCGUCGUGCUGACAACACAUCACCUCGAGGAGGUGGAGGCACUGGGGGAUGUAGUAGCCAUCAUGGUCGACGGCAAGUUGCGCUGCAUCGGCGACAAGACGCAUCUCAAAAAUAAGUACGGUAGUGGUUAUGAGAUGCAUAUAUGCAUUGCGAAUGCUGAUUGGUAUGACCAUGUUGAGAGUUUUGUGAGUCAGAUGUUUCCCGGCGCGACUUUAAAUGAGUACAAAGGACAGCGAUUUGUGUACGCGCUUCCCCACGACACAUCACUUGCAAAUACAUUCCGUAUUCUUCAGCAGUUCAAGGACACCCUUGGUAUUACGGAUUACUGUGUUUCGCAAACAUCGAUUGAGCAGGUAUUUCUUCGAAUCAGUGAUGGUGCUGUUUAA